AAAAAGCGGGUAAAGCGGUGCCGCCAUUCGCCCGUCUGGCCUCUAUUUCUGCCGUUCUGAAAGUUGUCCCAAAUCCAACCGGUUGGAAACACACUAUAAACCCUAGCUAAAACCCUUAAUCAGUAACUCCGCAAUCUCUCUCCUCCACUAAAGCUCUGCAACUAACUCUUGAUUUCGUUGAAUACUACCAUUCCAAUUCGCAUCAUCAAUCUUUCGAUUAUCAUCUUGCUAGAAAUUUGGUAGAAUCAAAGGCAAAUUAGCAGAAGUGUCGGAAAUCGAAGAAGAAAAAAGUGAGAAAAGACAAUAAAAUGGAGGUUGAUAGGGAGGAUGGGCGUACGGCAACAAUGUUGAGACCUUUGGCUUGUUCUAGAAGUGUCCUUAAUCGUGCUCACGGCUCUGCUAGUUGGUCCCAAGGGGAUACCAAAGUGUUAGCUGCAGUUUUCGGACCAAAGGCUGGGACUAAGAAAACCGAAAAUCCGGAGAAGGCUUCAAUUGAAGUUAUUUGGAAGCCCAAAACUGGACAAAUUGGGAAAUUGGAGAGGGAGUAUGAGAUGAUAUUGAAGAGAACAUUACAAAGCAUCUGUAUAUUGACUAUCAAUCCAAAUACAACCACCUCAGUAAUUAUCCAGAAGGCAUAUGAUGCUUUACACUUGAUCUCUGAAUUUCAGCCGCCGUCUGCACCCAGCAUUUCAAUGCAACUCCUCUCACAUCCCCACUCCCCUGCCCUGGUGCAACAUUUGAGAAAAAGCUGUUGUAAAUUUAUUUUGUGUGUUUAUUUGCAGGUUGUCAACGAUGAUGGUGCUCUUCUUCCUUGUGCAAUUAAUGCUGCUUGUGCUGCACUUGUUGAUGCUGGAAUAUCUCUGAAGCAUCUUGCUGUUGCAAUAUGCUGCUGCUUGGCUGAAACAGGAUGUGUUAUAUUGGAUCCUACAAAACAAGAAGAGCAGAAAAUGAAGGCAUUUGUGUAUUUGGUGUUCCCAAAUUCUGUGCUAUCAGUUCAAGUUUCAGUCCCUACAAAUGCCGAGCCAAUGGAGCAUGGAAUUAUCACAUCUGUUACUCAUGGAGCAAUGUCAGUUGAGGACUAUUUCUAUUGUCUCAAGAGUGGACGAGCUGCAACAGCAAAACUCUCUAAUUUUCUAAGAAGCCGUCUGCAAAAUCGACUUCCAAGUGAUUUGCUCGCGGACACCUGAUAUUUGGCGAGUUGAACUGUAUGAUUUCAGUCGUUAGGAGAUGAAUUAACUUUCACAAUGUUUAUCCUUCUCAUUGUAUGUACAUCAUGUGGUAUGAACUGUGCGUUUUCUUAUAUUUAGAGUCACUAUUAAAAUGUUGCUGCAAUUUCUGCAGGUAAUUUACUGUCACUGUCUUUGUUGAUUAAUUCAUAUUUAUGGGUUAUCAGGUGACAUUAAGUUUAUUUACCGCACAAAUCUUAUGUGUUC
This is a messenger RNA of Spinacia oleracea (spinach), 1433 nucleotides long. Its product is annotated as exosome complex exonuclease RRP46 homolog. The transcript is spliced from 9 exons. Bases 309 to 1187 code for a protein of 292 amino acids. Gene Ontology annotation, molecular function: RNA binding. Lineage: Eukaryota; Viridiplantae; Streptophyta; Magnoliopsida; Caryophyllales; Amaranthaceae. Gene Ontology annotation, biological process: poly(A)-dependent snoRNA 3'-end processing; U4 snRNA 3'-end processing; nuclear mRNA surveillance. Gene Ontology annotation, cellular component: cytoplasmic exosome (RNase complex); nuclear exosome (RNase complex); nucleolus. The record is from RefSeq and is a predicted model, not a curated record.